This is a messenger RNA of Cyanidioschyzon merolae strain 10D, 876 nucleotides long. Its product is annotated as similar to archease. The record is from RefSeq and is a predicted model, not a curated record. NCBI's taxonomy places the organism in Eukaryota, Rhodophyta, Bangiophyceae, Cyanidiales, Cyanidiaceae. The transcript has a single exon. Gene Ontology annotation, cellular component: tRNA-splicing ligase complex. Bases 1 to 876 code for a protein of 291 amino acids. Gene Ontology annotation, biological process: tRNA splicing, via endonucleolytic cleavage and ligation.
AUGUCUCUUGACCCGCAUAUGAUCGAAUGGGGGUUCCGUUCACUUCCGAGGCGUCCCGCGGGGCCCCGUUGCCAGCGGCGGGCUACGGUUCGCACGUCUGAGCCAGCGACGACGGCUGCCUCUUCACUGGAGAGUCUGCACCAGCCAGGGCAAGCGGUACUUGACCAAACGCAUGAUCCUAUGGGGCAGGGCGAGGAAGGCGCCCACGCCUCUGGUUCAAGUCAGCGUUUGUGUCGGGACUCUGGUGCUCACCACGUCCCGGAGCGAACGGAGGAGCAGCCUGAGGCACUCGACGCGUUCCCGGUUGCGAUCGCCGAGGCGAGCAUUCUAGACUCGCGUGGCCAGUUUACGUAUCUUGACCACACUGCCGACGUCAUGAUCCAUGCGUGGUCGAGCUCAUUGCCUGGGGCGUUCGCCCAGUGCCUGCUGGGACUCUACGGGGUCAUGCUCAACGUGGAACAAGUGCGUGCGCGCUUGGAUGCGAGUCCGCAAACGUGGAGCGCUCGGGGUCACGAUCUCAAGAGUCUUCUGUACGACUUUCUGUCCGAGGGUCUAUAUCGAUUUCACGUGGACGGCUUCGUGGCUGCACGAGUGCUGGUGACGGCGUGGCAAAUACCAGUCUCCGACAAAGAGUUAUUUCGAGAAAGCGAUUUAAAUGAUUCGGAAGGCCAGUUAACCGCUGAAGCUCGAGAAUCCUAUCAGAUGCAAGUCACUGCAUUCGGUGAGGCUUUUGACCCACAAAAACACGGCACUGGCACUGAGGUAAAAGCGAUCACGUACAGCGCAAUGACGAUUCGUAAACGAACACCGGCAGAGACAGCUGCCGACAACGACCCCGAGCGCGUUUACGAGGUUUUCGUUAUCGUGGAUAUCUGA